AUGAUUGCUCAAGGUUGGAGGCCUUCAAUGUCAAACUAUGUGAAAAUAAAUUUCAAUGGAGCGUGGAAAAAGGACUCUCAUUUUGCAGGCAACUUCGUUCCAUUGAAACUUGGCUAUGGUUGCAGAGGUGGCUACUGGCCUUUGGCAAUCAAAUUUGCUCUAAAUCGUAAUUUCACCGACGUUAUCCUCGAGACAGAUUUGAAGAUUCUGAUGGAUGGAGUUUGA
Prunus armeniaca (apricot) is the source of this 225-nucleotide messenger RNA. The record is from the annotation of a GenBank genome assembly. Lineage: Eukaryota; Viridiplantae; Streptophyta; Magnoliopsida; Rosales; Rosaceae.